UUUUUAAUUAUUGGUUUGGCAAAACAGAGAGUGAUGCGAUGGAACAAGAAGAACGCUAUCAAUCUCGUUUCCAAGUCCAAUCAUCUCCCGGCGCCGAUUACGCCGCCGUCACCGGAGAUUUACCGAAUACCUAAUCCUCCACCAAAGCUUCCGGAGAUCUCAAUUCCUCCGACUCUAACUCUCUCUCCAUCUCCCAAACACUCCAAUUUCGUCAAUUUCCUCGAGAACAACAUCCCUCACCAUCAAACCCUAACUCCACAAAAUCUCCUCGGAUUCCUCCGUUCUAAGCUCCGUCAUCAUCCGCUCUACGCUCAUUAUGACUUCGCCGUCUUCAAUUGGGCAGCUACGCUCGACACUUUCCGCCAUGAUCACGAUUCUUUCCUCUGGAUGUCGAGAUCACUCGCCGCCACGCACCGGUUUCACGAUCUAUAUCGUCUCCUCUCUUUCGUAGCGGCGAAUCCAUGUCCUUGUUCUUCAGGUAUCUUCUCUUGUCCAGAGCUUGAACCUAUUUUCCGAUCCGCCAUUGAUGCGUAUUGUAGAGCUGGGAAAAUGGAUUAUGCGUUGUUAGCGUUUGAUACUAUGAAGAGAUUGAUCGAUGGUAAACCAAAUGUUGGAGUUUAUAACACUGUUGUGAAUGGAUAUGUGAAAUCUGGAGAUAUGGAUAAGGCUUUAAGGUUUUACCAGAGGAUGGGAAAGGAAAGAGCAAAGCCAGAUGUAUGCACGUUUAACACCCUCAUCAAUGGUUAUUGUAGAAGCUCUAAGUUUGAUUUGGCAUUAGAUUUGUUCAGGGAGAUGAAGGAGAAAGGUUGUGAACCGAAUGUGGUUAGCUUCAACACUCUGAUUAGAGGGUUUUUGAGCAGGGGUAAAAUCGAGGAAGGUAUCAAAAUGGCUUAUGAGAUGAUUGAGAUAGGUUGUAGAUUCUCAGAAGCUACUUGUGAGAUUCUGGUUGAUGGGUUGUGUAGAGAAGGUCGGGUUGACGAUGCUUGUGGAUUGGUGAUCGAUCUUUCGAACAGUAGGGUUUUACCGAGUGGGUUUGAUUAUGGUAGUUUAGUUGAGAAACUCUGUGGAGAAAACAAGGCGGAUAGAGCAAUGGAGAUGGUGGAGGAGCUGUGGAAGAAAGGCAAAACCCCAUGUUUCAUUGCUUGUACUACACUCGUAGAAGGGUUGAGGAAAUCAGGAAGAACAGAGAAAGCAUCAGGAUUUAUGGAAGAGAUGAUGAAUGCAGGAAUCCUUCCCGAUAGUGUGACAUUUAACUUGCUUCUUCGGGAUCUCUGCAGUUCUGAUCGUUCUACUGAUGCAAACAGUUUGAGACUUUUGGCAUCAAGCAAAGGAUAUGAACCUGAUGAGACAACGUACCAUGUUUUGGUUUCGGGAUUCACAAAAGAAGGGAGAAGAAAGGAAGGAGAAGUUUUAGUGAACGAGAUGUUGGAUAAAGAUAUGUUGCCUGAUAUCUUUACAUAUAAUAGAUUGAUGGAUGGCUUGUCCUGCUCUGGAAAAUUCUCAAGGAAGCAAGUCCGGAUGUCGUAACCUGUGUAAAUUAGACCCAAGCUAUAUCUAUGCAUCAACAAAUUUUAUUUUGACAAUAUGAAAUGGAAACCAAGUUGGGUUCUUUAUUUAA
Molecule: messenger RNA, 1618 nt
Organism: Arabidopsis lyrata subsp. lyrata
Lineage: Eukaryota; Viridiplantae; Streptophyta; Magnoliopsida; Brassicales; Brassicaceae
Product: pentatricopeptide repeat-containing protein At2g36240
Exons: 1
Coding region: 34-1527 (497 amino acids)
Molecular function (GO): protein binding
Source: RefSeq, a predicted model, not a curated record